This is a messenger RNA of Fusarium sp. VM40, 1902 nucleotides long. The record is from the annotation of a GenBank genome assembly. NCBI's taxonomy places the organism in Eukaryota, Fungi, Ascomycota, Sordariomycetes, Hypocreales, Nectriaceae.
AUGUCCAACCGCCCAGCAAUCAGUCGUCGCUCAGUACAUGCGAUCAAUGUCGUGCGCGAAAAAUCGGCUGCGACAGAGGAACGCCAUGUUCCAACUGCUUAUCUGCAAGAGUGGACUGCACCCACAGCACAGUCGCCCCUAAGCCAGCAUCUGCAAGGCAAAGGUGAACGGAAAAUUGACAGCAUCUCUCAAGAUGUCGACAGCAUCAAAUCGUUGUUAGCGGAGCUUGUUGCAACAACCCAGCCAUCCCCGAAACAUCCUUCCACUCCUGGAAAACAGUUCACUGCAGGGGUAGCUUCCGCUGCUUCACCCCCAAGCUGGGACUGUUCCGAACACAUUGUUUCAUUCGUCAAGUCCGUUGCUCAAGACAGCAGCCUGGCCCAGGCGAACCCUAAAUGGGAAGAGACUAUCUCUUCGUUGAAGAGCCUUGCUAACGCCCUAGAGUAUUCUCAUCCUACGCCAGGUCUAGCUUCGACGAGGCCUGAACUUGAUGAGCAUCUAGAUGACCUACCGACACCUCCAUUGGAGGCGAUUUCAAACAUUCUGCGGUGGGCAAAAGCUCACGCCACCGAUUUCCGAAUCAAAUGGAUUUGCAACAUUCUUCCACUAGCUCAUUUUCAACAAAUAUCUACUAAAGUGCAUUUCGGUGUCGAUGAUUACUCUGAAGCGGAGUCAAUCAUCGCAAGCAGCUUUCUCUCAUACGUCUUUGCAGAAUAUGCUGUCGUCUAUGGUGAUGCGAAACAUCGAGAAUACUGUCAGUUCUUCCGAUCUAGUCUGGGCCAAGCUCUGUCAAAGCUGCCGCUCCUAUUGACGGCAUCGUUGGAAGUUGUGGCUGCAUUGACUUUGGGGGCUUUAUAUAUGGUGGAGGAGAACAGGGCCACACAAUCCUGGAUCCUGAUUUCAACUGCCAUGACACUCUGUCAGACCCUGUGCUAUCAUCGGCUGGAUAUGUUUCAAGGUAACAACAAUAACGAAGUACAAGCACGAUUGUUCUGGGCUGUGUAUACCUACGAGAGAGGACUUUCGUUAAGGCUAGGGCAUUGUUCUGGUAUCAUGGACUCUCAGAUCACCUUACCAAUUGAGCCAGAUGAACACCGAGCCAUUCGCCAUGGGCGGAUACAAGGAAAGGUCUACGACCAGCUCUACAGACCAAAAGCUUCAUCUACAGCAACACAAACGCGGGUCGAGGCUGUUAAUACCCUCGCGCAUGAGCUACAGUUAAUAAUAGAUGAAACACAAGUUGACAUCUCGGACGCUUUAAACCAGGAUAGCAGUAUUGAGGGGGACCCCAUGAAGGUUAUCUAUCUACACUGUGACUUGGUCUGCCAAUCAUCUAUACUGUCUAUGAUACUGAGGGCGGUGCCUGGUAUUCAAGAUGCGAACGUUCAUGACAGAUAUGUAACUGUUGCGCGCAACACUCUAGACUUGCAUGAUCAGUGCAUGAGGCUUGUCAAAGGCUGUCGUGACCCUUUAUUGGUGAGGAGGUAUAUCAGCUGGGCGAUUUUAUAUACACCUUUCUUUCCCUUCAGUAUUAUCUUUUCCAACGCCAUACAACACUCGGAUACAGAUGAUCUAGAUCGUCUAGAUAGGUUCGCUGCCUCCUUCAAAUCGGAGACUGCCGACUCAGAUCCAACUACUCACCCAUAUCGAGUGUACGAGCUGCUCAGCCAGACCGCUCGGCUGUGCAUUGAAUCUGGCACCCGUCCUUCACACAAUAAUAGAACUUCACCAACCCCAAGUGAUUUGCCAAUGGUUGACGACGUUGUUGCAAAUCUUGCAGAAGUCUCGGGUGUGGGAAUUCCGGCUUGUGACGAUGAUUACAAUUCUGGCUUCAACGUCGGGGAGUGGUUCCAAAAUAACCAGCAAUUCAUGUGGCUGCUCCAUGAAAAUAUUCCAUACUAA